Messenger RNA from Topomyia yanbarensis, 1915 nucleotides. Its product is annotated as probable cytochrome P450 6a23. Gene Ontology annotation, molecular function: oxidoreductase activity, acting on paired donors, with incorporation or reduction of molecular oxygen; monooxygenase activity; iron ion binding. The transcript is spliced from 2 exons. The record is from RefSeq and is a predicted model, not a curated record. NCBI's taxonomy places the organism in Eukaryota, Metazoa, Arthropoda, Insecta, Diptera, Culicidae. Bases 357 to 1850 code for a protein of 497 amino acids.
GCCAACCGUCCCUAUAAACCCUGUCACAUGUAAUGGGGGACUCCCUAGAUGGAUUCAGGUUGCAUGAGAUCAAACUAAAAACGCGCCGUCACCAUUGCCCAUCAAAUUCUCUUCGCUCCGCAGUCAACAGGGUCUGUUUAUCAGCUUGCUCCGACAGAUGUAUGGGCGACCAGAUGAGAUAACGGUGCUACGAUAGGCAAUAUAACUACAAGCGAUACUCAGCAGACAGUUUAGUUGUAGAUUGUUAGUGAGACUGGUUGGUUGUUUAAAAAAAAUCAUUCGCACUUGUGUUGUCGCGGUUUGCUACCUUGAACUGGAUGUAACCAACUAAUUUUUGUUUCCGGUCAAUUAACACAAUGGAAGUUUUGGACGCCAUCAUCACCGUGGUGAUGCUAUGCGUUGCCAUUUAUCUGUACGUCGACAGAAAGUACUCGUACUGGGCUGAUCGUAAAGUGCCGUUCCUGAAACCGCACAUUUUGUACGGCAAUGGUAAGACCAUCGGGGCAACAGAAACGUUCGCUAAGCUUUUCCAGCGACUCUACAAUCAGUUGAAAGGGAUGGCUCCAUUCGGUGGGGCUUAUCUGUUUACGACACCGAUCGCUGUGGUAACGGAUUUGGACCUACUGCAAUGUAUUUUCGUGAAAGAUUUUCAAAACUUUCACGAUCGCGGGACGUACUAUAAUGAAAAAUACGAUCCCCUAUCGGCGCACAUGUUCAACGUGAGCGGUAACAAGUGGAAAACACUCAGGCAUAAAUUAUCGCCGACGUUUACUUCCGGAAAAAUGAAGAUGAUGUUUCCCACAAUCGUGGCAGCCGGAAAGCAGUUCAAUGAUUUUCUGGAAACUAUGGUCAGCCAGGAAAGUGAAUUCGAACUCAAGGAUCUACUGGCGCGGUAUACGACAGACGUUAUCGGAAUGUGCGCCUUUGGAAUCGAAUGCAAUUCUAUGCAGGAUCCCAAUGCUCAGUUUCGAGUGAUGGGAAGGAAACUUUUCCGAUCGAGAGGAAAAGUUAAGGGUUUUUUGGUGACAGCUACUCCAGCGUUUGCGAAGAAGAUAGGUGUUUCUACCACUCCUCCAGAUGUGUCCGAGUUUUUCCUAAAAGUAGUUCGGGAAACAAUCGAUUACCGCGUGAAGAACAACGUUCAGCGAAAUGAUUUUAUGGAUUUGCUAAACAAGAUGAAAUCAGUCGAUGAGAACAAAAGUGAGGAUGGUUUGCUUUCGUUCAAUGAGAUCGCAGCGCAGGCGUUCGUGUUCUACAUUGCCGGAUUCGAAACCAGUUCAACCCUGCUUACUUGGACGCUAUACGAGCUAGCACUGAAUCAAGACAUACAGGAGAAGGGUCGACAUCACGUUGCAGAGAUUUUAAGUAAACAUAACGGAGAGAUGACAUACGAGUCACUCAUGGAUAUGAAGUACCUGGAUCAAAUUUUGAACGAAUCUCUGCGAAAGUAUCCACCCGUUCCUGUUCAUUUCCGCGUUGCGGCUAAGGAUUACCAGGUACCGGAUUCGAAAUUAAUCAUCGAAGCCGGAACACGCAUUUUCGUCCCGGUCUACGGAAUACACCAUGACCCCGAGGUGUUUCCCGAUCCGGAACGAUUCGAUCCGGAAAGGUUCAACGGGAGCGACGAUCAGAAGCGGCACCCGUACGCUUGGACACCGUUCGGAGAGGGACCCCGAAUCUGUGUUGGGCUUCGGUUCGGAAUGAUGCAAGCGCGGAUCGGUUUGGCGUAUCUGUUGAAAAACUUCAAAUUUUCAAUUGGAGAAAAGUGUAGUGUUCCGUUGGAAUUUGAUGUGAAAAGUUUCGUGCUUGCUCCAAAGGGAGGUUUGUGGUUGAAAGUGGAAAAAAUCUGAGACUGUUGUAAAUAAUUCAUCUUAUUUAUUAUUAAGUACGUAAAUAAAGUUCCUAUUAAAACUGU